This is a messenger RNA of Pistacia vera, 621 nucleotides long. Its product is annotated as germin-like protein 9-3. The record is from RefSeq and is a predicted model, not a curated record. The transcript has a single exon. Gene Ontology annotation, molecular function: manganese ion binding. NCBI's taxonomy places the organism in Eukaryota, Viridiplantae, Streptophyta, Magnoliopsida, Sapindales, Anacardiaceae. The coding region runs from base 1 to 621 and encodes 206 amino acids. Gene Ontology annotation, cellular component: cell wall.
AUGGUCUCAAAUUUUCUUAAAUCCAUUCCAUUUUUUUUGUUUCUUGCAAUGGUCAUGGCAGGUGAUGCGGAUAUUACCACGGACUUCGUAGUUCCAAUGAAUUAUAGCGCUAACAAAGCCGUUGAUGGAAAUUUCUUUACUUUCACCGGCCUGCGCAACGUAGUUAACUCCGACUACACACAAAACUUCACAGUGACUAAAGCCAACACUGCAAACUUUCCAGCUUUGGAUGGUCAAAGUGUCUCUUAUACUUUUUUACAGUUUCCAGCAGGAGCUAUUAACCCACCUCACACACACCCGCGUUCAGCUGAGCUACUCUUGGUAUUAAAGGGAUGGCUGAAUGUUGGAUUUAUUGACACCAAUAAUAAAAUUUAUAAACAAACUCUUACAGCUGGAGACAUGUUUGUGUUUCCAAAAGGAUUGGUGCACUAUCAGUCUAACGAUGAUCCAAAUCAACCUUCAACCUCAAUCUCUGCCUUUGGAAGUGCUAAUGCAGGCACAGUUUCAGUUCCUCUAAGUGUGUUUACUACUGGCAUUGAUGACACCAUCCUUGCUAAGGCUUUCAAAACUGAUGUUGCAACUAUUCAGAAGCUAAAGGCAGGCCUUGCACCCAAGGCUUAA